Molecule: messenger RNA, 514 nt
Organism: Merops nubicus (carmine bee-eater)
Lineage: Eukaryota; Metazoa; Chordata; Aves; Coraciiformes; Meropidae
Product: HCLS1-binding protein 3-like
Exons: 3
Source: RefSeq, a predicted model, not a curated record
AACUAAAAAAACAAAGAAGGCACCUGUUCCUCCAACCAAGGAAGAGAAGCCCAAAGUAACGAUUUUUGAAGAGGAAGUAGAUCCACAUGAAGGACUCUUUGGCCCAGAAAAAGAUUUCUCAUCAAUUGGUGCCAGGAAGAAGCUGAAAGAUAAUGUGAAGUUAUUUGAAGCUCCAGACCUUGGUGGGGUGGUCAGACUGGGUGACUCGCUGCUGCUGCCAGCUGCCUGCAAGGACAGGGACUAUGUCCUGAGCACAGGUCCUGAGGAGGACACUGAGGAACUGCUGAGAGUUGAAGAUGAUUUUGAGAAGCUCUUGAAAGUAACCUCCAGACCAAAACCUAAGAUACCACCCAAACCACCACUGCCUCAGAAGCCAGCAGUUGCCCCCAGGAGCACUGACUCAUCUCCACUGGCAGAGCCAAAGGAAAACAGGAUUCAGGCAAUGAGUGAAGUGGACAUUCUCCAGUAUAUCCAGGAAAAUGAGUCUAACAGUGAAGACACAAGUCUUUUUUGA